Messenger RNA from Rhinocladiella mackenziei CBS 650.93, 2088 nucleotides. RefSeq lists its product as uncharacterized. The record is from RefSeq and is a predicted model, not a curated record. The transcript is spliced from 4 exons. NCBI's taxonomy places the organism in Eukaryota, Fungi, Ascomycota, Eurotiomycetes, Chaetothyriales, Herpotrichiellaceae. Gene Ontology annotation, biological process: amino acid transmembrane export from vacuole. The coding region runs from base 1 to 2088 and encodes 695 amino acids.
AUGGAGCCCUCAUUACCCCCCCAAAUCGCAGACGCGCUUCCAAUUCCGGGCCCCUGCCGUAGCCCAUCAGCAUGGCGCUCAAACAUCGACAUUAGCAUCGUCGUCAUCAGUGCCGGCACCAACGCCGUCCCUCGCGAUGGGGAGGAUCCCGAGCCAGAGUCUUCAACAACACGUCCUCCGUUACCACGUCAGAGCUCUCAUUCCAAAGCCAGCUUGAUUUCUCCAACCCCUUCUGUGGAAGCCGAUGACGAGCGGGAUUCCUCCUGGGGUUAUUCAGAUUCCGGAAUGGAUGACCUUACCGAUCCUGUCGCAGAAACGAGAUAUGCAGACGAAGACACCAGGCCGACAAGCCAGAAAGAACUAUGGGGAUGGUACUCAUAUGGCUGGGCUGCAGAGGUCUUCGCCAUCUGCGCAAUGGGCUCCUUUCUUCCCAUCACCCUUGAACAGUUGGCUCGAGAGCAGGGAGUGCUAAUGAAAGACAAGACAACACCGUGCCGCACCGGUUGGCAGACAGACCAUGGCAGCCCUCCAAACACGACGAUAUUCGAAACUCCUAGGCACAAACAUAAUGAACUCCCCCCUUGUGUUAUAUUCUUCCUCGGUGCCGAAAUCAACACUGCAAGCUUUGCCAUGUACACCUUCUCGAUCAGCGUUUUGAUUCAGGCCAUUCUCAUCAUCUCGAUGUCCGCAGCCGCCGAUCACGGUCGGUUUCGAAAGACAUUCCUCCUCGUAUUUGCCUUUACUGGCUCGACGGCCACCGCACUGUUCAUUGGGGUCGUUCCCAAGGUCUAUUUGCUGGGCGCGCUCUUUGCGAUCGUCGCCAACACCUGUUUCGGCGCUUCGUUUGUAUUGCUGAAUUCCUUCCUGCCGCUCUUGGUGCGACAUCACCCCUCUAUCGACGACACCAGCGUUCGACCUCCUAGUCGCUCUGCAGACGAAAGGAUAUUAGCUGAUGACAGAGAGUAUUAUGAGCACGAAGACCGUGCUUUGGCGAGCUCGACGUCUGAGCUCCUACCUCGAGAUCGACCUGAUCCAACACCUCCAACUCCAGAAACUCCGGCAGCAAUCUCACCGGAAUUGAAAUUGUCUACCAAGAUAUCGUCGAAUGGGAUUGGCAUUGGCUAUAUUGCGGGAUUGCUGGUUCAGACCAUUGCCAUACUCAUUGUGGUGGCCACUGGAUCAACCACAUUUUCCCUUCGGCUAGUCCUCAUGGUUGUGGGACUCUGGUGGUUCGCCUUCAGUAUUCCGGCUGCUCUGUGGCUGCGGCCCCGACCUGGUCCACCGCUUCCCACAGCAAUGACGGGCGAUUCAGCUUGGAUCGGAUAUGUCAUCUAUGCUUGGAAAGCAUUGUUCAAAACAAUCGGACACGCGAGGAAACUUAAAGAUAUUGUCAUUUUCCUCUGUGCGUGGUUCUUACUCAGUGACAGCAUUGCCACCGUGAGUGGAACGGCGAUACUCUUUGCCAAAACCAGUCUUGGGAUGAAAACCGAGGCGCUUGGAUUGAUCAAUGUCAUCGCAACAAUAGCCGGCGUGAUUGGCGCAUUCUACUGGAGCUUCAUUUCACGGUUAUUCAACAUGGGUGCCUCUCGAACGAUUGUCGCCUGCAUUUGCCUCUUUGAAAUUAUCCCAUUGUACGGCCUGUUGGGGUUCAUUCCUGCCAUCAAAAGAUACGGUGUUUUUGGACUGCAACAACCAUGGGAAAUGUACCCUCUUGGAGCGAUUUAUGGGUUCGUUCUGGGAGGUUUAUCGUCUUACUGUCGAGCAUUUUUCGGCGAGCUGAUUCCUCCCGGGUUUGAAGCUGCGUUUUACGCCUUGUACGCAAUCACGGACAAGGGGUCGAGUAUCUUCGGCCCGGCCAUUGUUGGAGCAAUAACCGAUCGAUAUGGGGAAAUUCGACCGGCAUUUGUGUUUUUGGCGGUGCUCAUUUUCCUUCCGCUGCCAUUGAUGUUAUUGGUGGAUGUAGAUCGAGGCAAGGCUGAGGCAUACCAAAUGGCGUUGGAGCUGAAAGGACAUCGAAAGGGAGGCCAUACUGAUACUAGGUAUACAACGAUCCCGACGAUUGUUCUUUCGGAGGAGGAAGAAGACUAG